Antechinus flavipes (yellow-footed antechinus) is the source of this 2495-nucleotide messenger RNA. It is a transcript of the gene PNPT1, whose product is annotated as polyribonucleotide nucleotidyltransferase 1. Gene Ontology annotation, biological process: mitochondrial mRNA catabolic process; mitochondrial RNA 3'-end processing. The coding region runs from base 17 to 2374 and encodes 785 amino acids. Gene Ontology annotation, cellular component: mitochondrion; cytosol. The record is from RefSeq and is a predicted model, not a curated record. The transcript has 28 exons. Lineage: Eukaryota; Metazoa; Chordata; Mammalia; Dasyuromorphia; Dasyuridae. Gene Ontology annotation, molecular function: polyribonucleotide nucleotidyltransferase activity; RNA binding; 3'-5'-RNA exonuclease activity.
CCUCCGCCAGGGUGUCAUGGCAGCCUCCACACGCUGCUGCUUAUGCCUGCGGCUCCGGCCGCUGAAGAACCGACCUUUCCUCGUGUCGAGGCAGGCCCCGCGGCUGUCUCCGAGACAGGCACGAGCGCUGUGGGGAAGCACGAAGCCCAGGACCGUGACCGUGGACUUGGGCAGCAGAAAACUAGAAAUAUCCUCUGGAAAACUGGCUAGAUUUGCAGAUGGCUGUGCUGUGGUACAGUCAGGUGAAACAGCUGUGAUGGUCACAGCAGUCAGUAAAACAAAACCUUCACCCUCUCAGUUCAUGCCUUUAGUGGUUGACUAUAAACAAAAAGCUGCUGCAGCAGGUAGAAUUCCCACAAACCAUCUUAGAAGAGAAUUUGGUUCUUCUGAUAAAGAAAUUCUCACAAGUCGAGUUAUAGAUCGUUCAAUUAGGCCUCUCUUUCCAUCUGGCUACUUUUAUGAUACACAGGUUCUUUGUAAUCUUUUAGCAGUAGAUGGUGUUAAUGAACCUGAUGUCUUAGCAAUUAAUGGUGCUUCUGCUGCUCUCUCAUUAUCAGAUAUUCCUUGGAAUGGUCCCAUUGGUGCAGUACGAAUAGGAUUAAUUGAUGGAGAAUUUGUUGUUAACCCAACUCGAAAAGAAAUGUCCUGUAGUACUUUAAAUUUAAUAGUCACUGGAGCACCUAGCAGUCAGAUUGUAAUGUUGGAAGCUGCCGCGGAGAAUGUAUUACAACAGGACUUUUGUCAUGCCAUCAAAGUUGGGGUGAAGCAUACCCAACAGAUAAUCCAUGGUAUACAGAAAUUGAUGAGAGAGAGUGGUUGUGUUAAAAGGACUCCUCAAAAGCUCUUUUCUGCACCACCAGAGAUAGUGAAGUUUGUCAAUAAACAUGCCAUGGAAAGGAUCUAUGCUGUUUUUACAGAUUUUAAUCAUGACAAAGUUUCCAGAGAUGAUGCUAUUAACAAGAUAAGAUUAGAUGUUGAGGAACUAGUUAAAGAAAAAUUUCCAGAGGCUGAUCCAUAUGAAAUAAUAGAAUCCUUCAAUGUUGUUUCAAAAGAAGUUUUUAGAAAUAUUAUCCUGAAUGAAUAUAGAAGGUGUGAUGGAAGAGAUUUGACAUCACUCAGGGAUAUCAGUUGUGAAGUGGACAUGUUUAGAACCCUUCAUGGAUCAGCCCUCUUUCAGAGGGGCCAGACCCAGGUACUUUGUACAGUAACAUUUGAUUCUUUAGAAUCCAGUGUUAAGUCUGAUCCUAUCACAACAGCUAUUAGUGGAAUAAAAAAGAAAAAUUUCAUGCUUCAUUAUGAGUUUCCUCCUUAUGCAACUAAUGAAACUGGCAAAGUCACUGGUGUGAAUAGAAGAGAACUUGGACAUGGUGCACUUGCUGAAAAAUCUUUAUAUCCUAUUAUUCCCAAGGAUUUUCCUUUCACUAUAAGAGUGACAUCUGAAGUUCUGGAGUCAAAUGGUUCUUCUUCUAUGGCGUCUGCAUGUGGUGGAAGCUUAGCAUUAAUGGAUGCAGGAGUUCCAAUUUCAUCUCCUAUUGCUGGUGUGGCAAUAGGACUGAUUGUCAAAAACAAUUCUGAAAAAGAAUGUGAAAUUGAAGAUUAUCGUUUGUUGACAGAUAUCCUGGGAAUUGAAGAUUAUCAUGGUGACAUGGAUUUCAAAAUGGCUGGAACAAAUAAGGGAAUCACUGCAUUACAGGCUGAUAUCAAAUUACCAGGAAUACCAAUAAAAAUUAUAAUGGAGGCAAUUCAACAAGCUACAGUGGCAAAGAGAGAAAUUUUACAGAUUAUGAACAAAACAAUUUCAAAACCUCGAGAAAGUAGAAAGGAAAAUGGACCAGUUGUAGAAACAGUUCAGGUGCCUUUAUCAAAAAGAGCAAAGUUUGUUGGACCAGGUGGAUAUAACUUAAAAAAACUACAGGCUGAAACAGGAGUAACUAUUAGUCAGGUGGAUGAAGAAACAUUUUCAAUAUUUGCUCCAACACCUAAUGCUAUGAAUGAAGCAAGAGAAUUCAUUAAUGAAAUCUGCAAAGACGAUCAAGAGCAUCAGUUAGAAUUUGGAGCAGUUUAUACUGCCACAAUAACUGAAAUUAGAGACACAGGAGUAAUGGUAAAACUUUAUCCAAAUAUGACUGCAGUACUCCUUCAUAAUACCCAACUUGAUCAAAGAAAGGUUAAACAUCCAAGUGCCUUGGGAUUAGAAGUUGGUCAAGAAAUUCAGGUGAAAUACUUUGGACGUGACCCUGCUGAUGGGAGAAUGAGGCUUUCAAGAAAAGUGCUUCAGGCUCCAGCUACAAAUGUUAUCAAAUCUUUAAGUGAAAGAAGCAGUAUUGUAAUGGGUGACUCUGUUCCACAAUCAUCCAGUUCUUCUUCCCAAUGAUAAUGUGAAAAAAAAAUGGAGAUGUUAUUUAUAUACUAAUCAAGAUUUCAAAAAUUCCACAAUGUCUUCUAUUGUUUAGAUUUACAUAUAACAAAUAUAUUCCUCAUAAUUUGUAUUAAAA